Molecule: messenger RNA, 1025 nt
Organism: Volvox carteri f. nagariensis
Lineage: Eukaryota; Viridiplantae; Chlorophyta; Chlorophyceae; Chlamydomonadales; Volvocaceae
Exons: 5
Coding region: 102-419 (105 amino acids)
Source: RefSeq, a predicted model, not a curated record
CAAGGUAAUCCAGGAUAGAAUUUCAAUUGUCCAAGCGACAGUACCGGUACUUCCGAGACCCCUUACUCAAGACACUCUCCUCAAGGUUUAAUUAUAUAAACAUGUCCUAUAUCCUCCGCAUCGCUGGUGGUCAGCCCAAUUUCCGCCCCAGGCCUGGGCCAAAGGCUGACCAUCGCCCUCGCGCGGCGUCGAGCGCUGCGGGCCCGAUCGCUUCUGGGCAAUCACCUGCGCCUGCUCCCCCUCCCCAGGGCAACUUCCCGGUGUGGUGCCUGCCCCUGCUCGUGGCUUCUGCGGCCAUGCCAAUCUACGGCUACAAGAAGCAAAUGAAGCUUAUUGAGGAGGCUCGCGCCCGGCAGCGCGCCGGCGUUGUGGCUGCCGCUACCCCGGCUUCCGCGCCCGUCACCAAGACUGGCAAGUAGAUCAGACACGUAGAAGAGCGAGCGGCGAACGAGUGAGGGUCCGCGACCUAAAGGCGAUCAGCUUAAAUCGGCCUUGUGUACUGCUGCUGGGAUGGUCGUCGGCGCAGCUUUAAUCGUCGUCAGCGAAAUUUCCGAUCGCAGGGAGCGGACGAACCGUUUGGAUGACGCACUCGCACCCCUGCGACGGCAGCGUCGGCAGCUGCCAGAAGACAAUUUCGGCAGACGCGUUGAAGACGAAGGGCCUGCGGAUUAGUGCACAAUAAAGUUAUGGCGGUCAUGUGCUUACUCUUCUGGUUAAAUGUUUUUACUGUGCAUCUGUCAGUUGAAAACUAUGCGCCCAUUCCCUAAUGAAGGUGUUCACCUUAAGAAAGAAAGGGUUAUUCACCAAAAGCAUCGACAUGGAUGCCAGUUCAAAUAUAAAGUCAUUGUCAAAUAGGGACGAUUUCUGUCGGGGCACUUGUACGGCACGUCCUUUGUGGCAACUAGCAAUGCAUAUUGCAAUUGUCUCUUGGCCAUAGUCGCGUGUUGCCGUUAUCGAGUGCAAUCUAUCCUCAUAAGCUUGGUUUGUUUAGCAGCUGCAAGGAUAUUGUAACGGUUUGAAAUUUG